Molecule: messenger RNA, 471 nt
Organism: Candidozyma auris
Lineage: Eukaryota; Fungi; Ascomycota; Pichiomycetes; Serinales; Metschnikowiaceae
Exons: 1
Coding region: 1-471 (156 amino acids)
Source: RefSeq, a predicted model, not a curated record
AUGGAGACAUCCAAGGAUACCGAUGAAGAAGAAACCAAAAAAGACUCCAAGAACCCCUUCAAAAGCAAGUACGGAAUGGUUUCAAGUCACAAAAAAGGGACAAACUUACGUGAUUACGGCGAGAAGCUGCCAGUGGGAUCUACUAAGACGAAGCUACCUGCCAGGUUUUCCAGGAUCUUGGAGGUCACAAAUCCAGCUAGUGCACUCAGGGAGCCCAUCGCCAUUAGUAUGAAUUUUACUAAUGCCGAGUUCAACAAUGAUUCAGAUAGAAUACUGAAAUCUAUUGGGAGCUCUUCAGAUGCUACUUUGAGGAAGCCCAGGGGAGAGAAAGAGUACCCGGUCGAUGAGAGGAAUGUGGAGACUAACAAGGACUUUGAAGGUGGGAAUACACCGGUAAGUCCAUCAAUUAUCGUGAAGAAGUUUCCAGGGUUAAGUGAUGCUCCUCAUACACAAAACCCAUCCAUAGAAUAG